AGCAGGCACAUCGUCGUCAGCCACCCAACCACCCAACACAAACUUAGCAUAACUAGCCAACAACGCAAGCUUGAGAGGCCCAAAAUUCUCGGGAUUUCAGAGCUAAUACUUGGAUUUCACAUCUGUAGACCUAUCUGUUUGUGCCUUUACACCAUGGAAUCAACAUCUAUGAAAGAAACCGAACGCACAUGUGUGCUCUGCUGUCAAGAUAUCGAGAUUUUCGCUCUAGGGAAAUGUGAUCACCCGGUGUGCUACCGUUGCUCCACCAAGAUGAGGGUGCUAUGUGAGCAAAAAUACUGCGCCGUCUGCCGGGAGGAACUUGACAAGGUUAUCUUUGUCAAAAGACUCCAACCUUUUUCAUCACUUUCAACUGAUCAGUUUCAGUGUGAGAAGAAGAACGACAUCUAUUUCAAUGAUGCCAAGAUCUAUGCACAGUACCGGCGAAUUUUGUUAUCAGAGUGUCCACAGUGUCAGGAACCAAAGGUUUUUUCUAAAUUUGAAGAGUUGGAACAACACAUGAGAAAACAGCAUGAACUAUUUUGCUGCAAAAUCUGUGUCAAGCACUUGAAGAUAUUUUCAUAUGAGAAAAAAUGGUACAACCGCAAAGACUUGGCUCGACAUAGAACACAAGGGGACCCAGACGACACAUCUCACCGAGGGCAUCCCCUCUGCAAAUUCUGUGAUGAACGCUACUUGGAUAACGACGAGCUCCUGAAACAUCUGCGGAGAGACCACUAUUUCUGCCAUUUCUGCGAUGCAGAUGGAGCCCAAGAGUACUACAGCGAUUAUCAGUACCUCAUGGAGCAUUUCCGGGAGAGCCAUUACCUUUGUGAGGAAGGCCGCUGCAGCACGGAGCAGUUCACCCACGCCUUUCGCUCCGAGAUUGACUACAAAGCCCACAAGGCUGCUGCCCACAGCAAGAACCGGGCCGAGGCUCGUCAGAACCGACAGAUUGACCUGCAGUUCAGCUACGCCCCUCGUCAGCAGAGAAGGAAUGAAGGUAUGGUAGGGGGUGAAGAUUACGACGAGGUGGAGCGUUUCAAUAGGCACGGCCGAGGAGGCAGAGCACGGGCCCCAGGAACUCAUCAGAACAUGAGGAAGAGCUGGAGAUACAACCGAGAGGAGGAGGAGAGGGAUGUGGCGGCGGCGCUUCAGGCUUCGCUGGCCAUGCAGGAGGGCCAAGCAGGGCCAGGGCCAAGCAGGAGGGGGCAAGAAGAGCGAGGGCCAAUUAGGAGGGUGCAGGAAGAGCGAGGGCCAAUCAGGAGGGGGCAGGAAGAGCGAGGGCCAAGCAGGAGGGGGCAGGAAGAGCGAGGGCCCGCUGCUGAGAAAGGCCCGCAGAAACCCCGCGAGAGAAUGGACCCAGAGGAGCUGAGGAACGCCAGAGGCACUGCAAAACCGCCCAGUGAAGCGCAAGGUCGACCGAUGGGAAACAUUUCACUUACAGGAGAUGACUUCCCUGGCUACCCCAUUAUGAGCAGCUCAAUCAAACCCGCUCCAGUCACUCUGAAGGAGGAUGACUUCCCCAGCCUCUCUAGCGCGCUGCAUUCCGCACCGAUGACGCCUGCCUACAGUGCGCCGCCCCGAAGCAAAUCAUCCUUUCAGGAGGAAGACUUCCCUGCGCUCAUCUCUAAAAUCAAACCCAGGAAACCGCCCGAAAGCUCUGGGUCGGCAUGGGCCGGAAGCAAGACAGUGGUCCUGCCCACCAAAACCCCCGCCGCUCCCCCUGCGUCCGCCCACGGCUCUUCAAGUGGCCCUCAACCUCUCUUGCCUUCAUCCUCCUCCUCUUCCUCCUCUUCAUCCAAACGCAAGAAGAAGCUCGGCACUACCGAGGCUCCCAAACCCGCCCCGAAAAUCAAGUCGCCGUGUUCGUCAGACGAGGAGGAUCCCCUCCCAGGCAAGACGGUUAAGGAGAUCCGGGCAGUGCCAACCAUGCUGGACAUCUCCUCGCUCCUGACCGUGAAGGGGGGCCCUGCUCCCCAGCCUAGCACCACAAAGGCGGGCAAGAAGAAGAAGCCAUCCGGCCCCUCCCCUUCUGGUCCUCCGGGGGCACCGACGGACCUGGGCGGAAUGGCGUCCAGUGCUGCUCACAAAGAGAACGUCCCGCAAAGCAAGCCACCGGACACCGGCGUCCCUAAAGCCUCUGCACUGAACCCCAACGCUCCCGCUGGGAUGCCCAAGUCGAGCGCUAUGAUGAACGGUUACACGGAAAGGCCCAUGAAGGCUCAGAGCAGCGGCUACACCAUGGCCCCUACUGAGCAGCCUCCUGUUACCAAACCACUGCCAGCGUCAGACUCUCCGCCCCUGCCCAUGGAGGAAGAGUUCCCUGCCCUCAUCUCCAAAAAACCUCCACCUGGUUUCAAAGGCGCAUUCCCCUUGAAGAGUACACAGACUGCACCUCCACCUCCACCGCCUGGGUUAGGGGGUGUAGCAGCCAUGGUCACCAAACCUCCCCCUGGAUUUACAGGUGUUCCUCUCAACAGUAAUGUUGUGGAUCCUCCUGUUACUGCUGCCAAUCGACCAACACAGUCUCUUGGGACCUACCUCAAACCUGACAAUUUCCAAAAGAGAAACAUGGACCUGAUUCAGUCUAUCAAAAACUACCUUCAGAACGAUGAGUCUAAGUUCAAUGAGUUUAAGAAUUACUCUGGCCAAUUCCGACAGGGUGUGAUUUCAGCGGCCCAGUACCACAGGAGCUGCCAGGAGCUGCUGGGCGACAACUUCAACAGGGUCUUCAACGAGCUGCUGGUGCUUCUGCCGGAUACGCAGAAGCAGCAGGAGCUUCUCACUGCCCACGGGGACUUCAAGGCCCUGGAGAAGCAGCAGGGUGGCGGUGCAGCCAAGGCCAAGAAGAACAAGAAGAAGACGGCCUGGCAGACCAGCUCGCCCAGCCCAGGGUCCGAGCUGGACUGCCAGGUGUGCCCCACUUGUAGGCAGGUGCUUGCCCCGAAGGACUUCAACUCCCACAAGACCUUGCACAUGGGGGGCGAGGAGGACUUCCCCUCUUUGCAGGCCAUUAGUAAGAUCAUCAGCUAAUAAAUAAAGCCCUUUUUGCCUGCGCUCACAUGCACAGCCACACAGCUACAGCCACAGCCAGCUCUGUCUGCUAGUUCAGAUGACCCAGAGCAUCUCCAGAGUGUUUUAUUAAAAGGCUUGAGGAGAGUGAUUGAGUGCUUCUACCAGUGAGGGUGUGAUCUUGAUGUAAGAGUGAAUGGGGAAUGCGAAUAAGCCUGUGUUGGAUUCUGGGAAAUGUAGGCCCUAUGUUACAGAAAGGAGAUAACCUGAUCAGUCCAGGGGUCCUUCAUUUCCCCUUCCAAACAAGCAGGACUAACAGUUGUUUUGUUGUUUAAGCAAAAUAAGUCAUCUUUACUUGAACAUUUUUGAAAAGCUAAAGCAAGUCAUCUUUUUUCUAAAACCCACAUGGUAUAAUCCAUGCUAAUCUUGCUGUUCAUUGGGGGGCCGUGUUUUAAAGAGGUGAGUUUGUCACCCAAAUGUUAUGUUUAAAUGAAAACGGUGGCAAAAUUAGCAAGUUGUUAAUUUUAGCCGAAGUCUUUUCAAUUUGCUUGCAUUGAUUUAUUUUCUAAAUAUGUUUAAUUUUUGAAAGAAUUUUAUCGAGUUUGCCUUUUGGGAAAACUAAACUGUAUUUAUUUAAGCAUUUUCCCCACCUGAACACAAUCAUCCCUCACAACUCAUUACAUUAAUUGAAAAACAAAACAAAAAUGAUGAGGUUAACGUCAUGUGAACAAAAAUGCAAACAAUUAAAAGGCAUACAACAUGAA
Alosa alosa (allis shad) is the source of this 3776-nucleotide messenger RNA. It is a transcript of the gene znf598, whose product is annotated as zinc finger protein 598. The transcript has 12 exons. Bases 154 to 3033 code for a protein of 959 amino acids. Gene Ontology annotation, biological process: protein ubiquitination; rescue of stalled cytosolic ribosome. The record is from RefSeq and is a predicted model, not a curated record. Gene Ontology annotation, molecular function: ubiquitin protein ligase activity; ribosome binding. Lineage: Eukaryota; Metazoa; Chordata; Actinopteri; Clupeiformes; Clupeidae.